UGAUUGAUUGAGUGAGUGAGUGAGUGAGAUGUUUGAGCUAGUGGUUGAGGUGGUGUGAGAUGUGGUGGGGGGAUAGUGGCUUGUUCUCCCCUGUGGAUUGAUUGACUGAUGUGGCUGGUGAUUGAUUGUUGACGCUUGUUAUAUGUAUGGGAAGGGUUGUGGUGAUGAUAAUUUUGUGUAAGUUUCCGAGGAUUGUUAGAAACUAUUGUGGUUAUGUGGAAUAAGACUUCGUGGUCUUGAUGUUUUUCGUGUUGGUUUUUCUGAGCUGAAUCUAAUUUGAGUUACACUUGAUGGGAUGUCUAUUUCUAGGCUGAAAAUACGCCUGGAACCCUGGUCUUGUUGUUCGAGAAAGAGUUUACCUGACCACCAAUUUUAAUAUCUGCUGUCACUAUCUCCAGUGAUGCUUGAUUUUUCAUUUCCGACCCACGAAGCGAUGCGGAGUUCCCUAACGCAAUGGAGGUGUUGACACGGUAUGCGGCACCCGGGCCAGGUGAUAUACACCAUUUCAUAUUUUACAGAUACUGGCGAUACUCUCGCAGCGGAUCUAACUGGAUUUUUCAGGAAGGUAUGGGAGACUUAUAGUGUGUAAUCAAUGUGGAAGGAAGCCAUUAUCAUCAGUGUAAUCCAUGUGACAAUUUUAGAUGUAUCAUUGUGCUACCAGUUGCGUCUAAAAUAUUGGCUGGUGUGUUGCUUCGCAGGCUGUGCAAAAUACGUGAGGGAAUUGAUUCACGAAGAGUAGGCUGGGUUUCGUUCGGGCCGUGGAUGCAUUGAUCAUGUGUUCCCUAUUCGUCAGUUGUCUGAACACCACUACACGUAUUGCAGGCCAACGAUCGUUGUGUUUCUUGAUAUUAGGGCUGCCUUCGAUUCGUUGGGCAGAACUGUGCUCUGGAACUGUCUGUUAGAGAGAGGUGUACCUGGGAAAUUUGUUAACAUCUUGAAAGGCCUAUACAGAAAUACCUCAGGUAGAGUGAGUGCAUACAACGAACUAUCAUCACUGUUCCCAACCAAUAGUGGGGUUAGACAGGGUUGCCUAAUCUCUCCAUUUCUCUUUAACUUUGCCAUGGAUGACAUUCUGGUGUCAGCUCUGAAGGAUGUGUGUGAAGGUGGUGUACAUCUCCUACCUGGAGAUGGACUUUUCGACCUCGAGUACGCGGACGAUGUCGUCUUACUGUGCGAUGUAGCAUGCAGGUUGCCCAAAUCUCACUUUAUCAGUUGGCGACCAGUGUCUGUAAGUAUAUGAUAGAGAAGAUUUGUAGCUCAGAGAACAAAAUCACAUCAAAAGUCUGUAAGUAUGUUAUGUCCUUUGCGCCGUCUAAGUACAAAGUACUGUUACAAGAUUGGCGGGAGCCUGUACCUGCACUCACUCUUGCUGGUGAACUGCUUGAAUUUGUUGAUAAGUUUGUGUACCUGGGUAGUUGUGUGAGUGCUGGUGGAGGGGUGACGGAUGAGAUUUCCAACUGUAUAAUGAAGGCUAGGGUGGCAUACAUCAACUUGAGCCACCUCUGGCGCCGUCGAGACGUUAGCCUGGCUGUCAAAGAUCGG
Messenger RNA from Trichobilharzia regenti, 1542 nucleotides. The record is from the annotation of a GenBank genome assembly. Lineage: Eukaryota; Metazoa; Platyhelminthes; Trematoda; Strigeidida; Schistosomatidae.